AUGUUAUUGAAAUUGUUAUUUAAUACUGUGCCAAAGGAUUUUGUGUAUCCUUGUAGAAUCAAUAGGAUAAAUUCUACUCCAGAAUGUCAUAUUGGUCCUACAGGAAAACCGGUAUGCAAGGCCUGUGCCCUCAAGAUUAUCAAACAAAAGAGAAGAAGUCGGUAUCAAAAUAUAUUAGCGGGUGUUCCAGAGAAUUCAACAAUCUACAAUUGA
Messenger RNA from Heterostelium album PN500, 213 nucleotides. RefSeq lists its product as uncharacterized. The transcript has 3 exons. Bases 1 to 213 code for a protein of 70 amino acids. NCBI's taxonomy places the organism in Eukaryota, Evosea, Eumycetozoa, Acytosteliales, Acytosteliaceae. The record is from RefSeq and is a predicted model, not a curated record.